This is a messenger RNA of Magnolia sinica, 376 nucleotides long. Its product is annotated as nuclear-pore anchor-like. The record is from RefSeq and is a predicted model, not a curated record. Lineage: Eukaryota; Viridiplantae; Streptophyta; Magnoliopsida; Magnoliales; Magnoliaceae. The transcript has 3 exons. Bases 47 to 376 code for a protein of 109 amino acids.
UAUGUUCCAAUUUUGUUAGUUAUAUAUGUAAUAGCUUAUUAAGGACAUGCAGAAAGCAAAGGAAGAGAUGGAAAAACUGAAAGGGGAGGCACAAGCCAACAAGGAUCAUAUGCUAUGGGUGGUUUGGAUUUGUUACUUGGAUUUAUUAUCUGAUACUCUUAAGGCUGAGGCUGACAAGCUAAAGAAGUCAUUGGAGGAUGAAAUUCACUUUCUCAAGGGAAGGGUUUUAGAACUUGAAAGUGAUCUUGUGUCAAAGUCCACAGAAGUUACAUCUACAGUUUCAGGGAAAGAAGAAGUUCCAUCUUCUUAUGAUAGGUUAAGCAAACAAGGUAGUCUUCACAGGUUUCGCUCAGAAGGAACAAAGAUAUUUCACUAA